UUAAUCCAAGAUGAUCAUUAAACCAUUAGAUGGUGGUCUAGCACAGUCCCAUACUGCCUCUUCCUAUUAAUAUUUUUUGGAUUUCUUCGUUGCUUAUUUAAUUGCCACCACCUCCCUUUUUCUUUUUUUCGUUCGAGGCUCAUUUCAUGCCUUCGGUAUCAUACCAUCACAGCUUGCCAAGGACCAUUUCAUUCCUUCAGUACCACUUCAACCCUCUUCCUAUAAAUACCAUCUCCCUUGUCACCCUUCUCGUGCCUUCUUCUACACCCAUCUAUUUACCCUCCACAGCCUAAAACGCAAGUCACCAGCUAUGGCCACGUUUUCCCUCCUCAUCCUCUUCUCCCUCUUCCUCGUCCUCCCUCCCUGCCUUGUCGCCGAUCCUGACCAGCUCCAAGACAUCUGCGUAGCAGAUCUUAACUCGGACGUCAAGUUGAAUGGCUUCGCAUGCAAGCCUGCGGCAAAAGUCACAGAGGCGGACUUCUUCUUCAAGGGGCUGGCGACGGCCGGCGCCACCAACAACACCAUGGGCAGCCUGGUGACGGCCGCCAACGUCGAGAAGAUCCCCGGGCUGAACACGCUCGGCGUCUCCCUAUCGCGCGUUGACUACGCCCCCGGCGGGCUGAACCCGCCCCACACCCACCCUCGUGCCACCGAGGUCGUCUUCGUCCUCGACGGCACCCUCGACGUCGGCUUCAUCACCACUGCCAACAAGCUGAUAGCCAAGACCAUUACCAAGGGCGAGGUGUUCGUCUUUCCCAGGGGGCUCGUUCACUUCCAGAAGAACAACGGUGCCGCUCCUGCCGCCGUCAUCGCCGCCUUCAACAGCCAGCUUCCUGGCACCCAGUCCAUCGCCGUUGCACUCUUCGCAGCUACCCCGCCGGUGCCCGACCACGUCCUCGCCCGGGCCUUCCAGAUCGGAUCCAAGGAGGUGGAAAAGAUCAAAAGCCGCCUCGCACCUGGGAAGUAAAAGCAAGAGAUGAAGUCAGCUGGGUUUACUGCCACUUCCUGCUUUAACUUAUCAUCGAUCAAAACUUGUUUGACAUUACUUUUCUGUCAUUCGGAUGGAACGCACUAAUGUUUGUUUAUUGUUCAUUCAAUCAUCAGAUAAAUGACAUUUCUCUUUCCCUUC
Molecule: messenger RNA, 1129 nt
Organism: Musa acuminata subsp. malaccensis (wild Malaysian banana)
Lineage: Eukaryota; Viridiplantae; Streptophyta; Magnoliopsida; Zingiberales; Musaceae
Product: germin-like protein 5-1
Biological process (GO): regulation of root development; plasmodesmata-mediated intercellular transport
Cellular component (GO): cell wall; plasmodesma
Molecular function (GO): manganese ion binding
Source: RefSeq, a predicted model, not a curated record